AUGGCCGCCGCGGAGGGGAAGCGGAGCGACCUGCGCUCCUUCCUGGCCAAGCGCGGCGUUGACACUGCUGAGGUGGAUGACCAGGCUCUCAAGGAGCUGGACAAGAAGUACAUCAUCGCGAGGGACCUCGACGCCGACACGGUGCUCUCCAAGAUCCAGAACGUGGUGGGGCUGAGGCACAAGGAAGACAGCAUCGUCGCCUACAAAGGGUUGUCCUACCAGCUUCCGUCUCGUGGCCUGGAGCAGCAGGAGUACGAGCCCCUGCUCCGGCAGCUCUGCCUGCGCCGCGGCAAGGUCGAUUGUUGCACGGUCGGCGACCCCAAGACCUCGCGCUGGGCCAAGGCCAUCACGGCCAUGCUCUCCGCGGUCCAGAAACUACUCCUCUCUGGCGAGCGCUACACCAGCCACUGGCUGUGCUACGGAGAUAAGCUCUUCGGCAAGAGGCACAAGACCGUGGAUGAUGCCCUGCUUGACAUAUGCUGCCUGCUCGAGUGCACAUGGGAAUCUCUCAAUUUGUAUCACGCGUCUCAGGGCAUGGUCAUUGGGCCAGUGAUAUUCACAAGGGAAGAUGGCGAGGUGAUCCCUUGCAGGUCAUUCGGUUCGGCUGGAGCCUAUAUACAGCCGGAAUUCUCUAAGAUUACUGCCGCACCAGGUGCAGAGGUCAACUUCAUCCUGGUAGUCCAGGGGGCUUCUGUUUUCGACACUUUUGCCAUGGGACGGGGCCAUCUAUUCCUCCGUGAAUUCAGCUGCGUGCUCGUCACAGGCGGCGAUGGGCAACCAGAUAUCAUCACACGGGCUUUCUUGCGCAAACUUAAGGAUCAACUGUCUGUCCCUGUGUACGCGCUCGUCAAUCCGGAUCCGGAGGCCCUUUGCAUCUUCUGUGCAUACAAGUAUGGAUCGCCGGAGGGGCCAUUUGACAACGCGGGUCUUACCGUUCCUGAGAUCAAGUGGAUUGGAGUGCAUUUAGGUGAUGCUCUUGAUCUUGCCAUUGAAGAUGCGCUGCCGCUCACCAAACAAGACAUAUCGAUUCUGGAAGGAUUAUGCGCCAACAAGUAUGUAAUGGGUGAUGACCUAUUCAGGACCAGCAUACAUUUCAUGUUGUACAGGGGGUUGAAAAGCAAGAUCGAAGCUUUGUUCUCUCGUCAGUACCCUCCUAUUGACUACAUCCGCAAAGAAAUUAACAAUCAUGAGGACAUCUAAGUAGUAGCUCCUUGUGUUAACUUUGGUGGAUAGACAUC
This is a messenger RNA of Lolium rigidum, 1238 nucleotides long. RefSeq names its product DNA topoisomerase 6 subunit A3-like. The record is from RefSeq and is a predicted model, not a curated record. NCBI's taxonomy places the organism in Eukaryota, Viridiplantae, Streptophyta, Magnoliopsida, Poales, Poaceae. Bases 1 to 1200 code for a protein of 399 amino acids. Gene Ontology annotation, biological process: meiotic DNA double-strand break processing; meiotic DNA double-strand break formation; reciprocal meiotic recombination. The transcript has a single exon. Gene Ontology annotation, cellular component: nuclear chromosome. Gene Ontology annotation, molecular function: DNA topoisomerase type II (double strand cut, ATP-hydrolyzing) activity; DNA binding.